CAGCCACCUGGGUUCUGCAAUUGUACUACAAAAGUGGAGUAGAACAACUGUCUACUUUAAAUGGGUUCUUGCCUUUUUGGUUCCCGAUGUCCAUAACACAAUAACUAUUACUCUUUUAAUGCAUAAUUUGCCGCCCCCUCCAUCAAAAUCUCCCUCCUUUCUUCUUCCUUAAACUUUUUCAUUAAUCAUAACCCACACCAAAUGAAAUAACGCUAAUACUAAUACUCAGAAGGACUCCAUUUUUAUCCAUAAAGAUACAAUGUUCUUAAUAUCUCAACAUUACUUUCUCUUUCUACAACAUUUCCAUAACAUCAAAAAAUCAAUCUUUACCUUGCUCUCUUGCUUACCCACUUCCAUUCUUGCUCUAAUUCUGCUUCUUCUUUUGGUCUACAAUGGCUCCUCUGUGUUCUACGUGCGCUUUCCCCUUCCCGCCAAAUCCUCCUUUCAGUCUGUCAGCCUCUCGCCGGAAAAUGUACCCGGAAAGUCACUAAAGAAGCUUUCUUCUUCUUCUACAGUGAUGUAUGCAGUGAAAGAAGAGAACCCACCAGUUAUUUUAAAGACCCACUUGCCACUUUUGCCAAAGUCGGCCAUUUCAAUGAUGCCCAUUAACUAUUCUUUAGUAUCGAGGCCUAAGAAAGUGCACAGACACAGAAUUUUAAACAAGGUUCUGCGAUUGGGAGACACGUCAAAGCAAUUCUCGACGAGAAUAAAAGCUUUCUUGGGGAGUUCUGUAUGUAAGGUGCGGUUCUUUAUGACUUGGAUUUCUUCUUUAGAGUCAUUUGGUGAUAGAGAGUUGCUUGCUAUUGAGAGUUUGUUCAAGUCCAAUCCAAAUGCUUGUUUGGUUAUUGUUUCUAGUUCCAUGGAUUCUGAAAGAGGGAGUGGUCUUUUAAGGCCCCUUUUGGAUAAAGGAUUCAAAGUGGCUUCAAUUAAGCCUGAUUUUAACUAUCUGUUCAAAAACACUUAUGCAGAGUCAUGGUUUAGUGAAUUAAAGAAAGGUAAUGUUGAUCCUGGAGAGGUCUCUUUAGGUCAAAACCUCUCUAAUUUGCUUAGGCUUGCCUUGUUGUAUAAAUUCGGUGGUACUUAUUUAGACACUGAUGUUAUAGUGUUGAAGAGUUUUGGUAAAUUGAGAAAUAUAAUAGGGGCACAAACAAUUGAUCUUGAAACUGGGAAUUGGAGCAGAUUGAAUAAUGCUGUUCUGAUUUUCGAUAAGAAACACCCUUUACUCUUCAAGUUCAUUCAAGAAUUUGCACUCACAUUUAAUGGAAACAAGUGGGGCCAUAAUGGUCCUUAUCUAGUUUCAAGGGUUGUCUCAAGGGUCAGCGGCAGGCCUGGGUUCAAUUUCACUGUGUUGCCUCCAUCUGCAUUUUAUCCAGUGAAUUGGAGCAGAAUUGGAAGCAUAUUCAGAGGGCCUAGAGAUGAGCUACAUUCAAAAUGGUUGCAAAGAAAGCUUGAGCAGAUAAAAGGGGAAAGUUUAGCUGUACACUUGUGGAACAAGCAGAGUAGGCAGAUUAAAGUUGAAAAUGGAAGCAUCAUCAACCAUAUAAUACUAGAUUCUUGUAUCUUCUGUAAUGCUUCUUCACGCAUGAGAUUGUUAAAAUACAAUAACAAAUGACCAUUUCUAAUUGUCCUUUUAUAUAUCUUUCCUGUAUUUGGUUAUGGACAAACUUAAGUCCAUUCCAUCAUUAUAGCGUUGAAGAAAGAAAGGAGAAUCCUUUUCUUUUGUAGAUCCCCCAGUUGGACAUAUUAAGGACCCUUUUCGGUUGUUUCUUAUAUUUUACUUCAUUUGUAACUUCUUUCAACAUAUAAAAAUGCAAGAAAUGGAAUA
Molecule: messenger RNA, 1825 nt
Organism: Ricinus communis (castor bean)
Lineage: Eukaryota; Viridiplantae; Streptophyta; Magnoliopsida; Malpighiales; Euphorbiaceae
Exons: 1
Coding region: 260-1612 (450 amino acids)
Source: RefSeq, a predicted model, not a curated record